GCGCGUGCAGAAGCUCUCUGCGACGCCAUCACGCCUCGAAACGAUGAUCCCGACCCUGCUGCCGGCAAUGGCUACCUGAGCACGAUCCUGAAAGCGGUCAAGAUGGAUGGUGCGCCGCCGAGCACUAUGAAUGCGGCGAAUGACUACGCAACGAGUGCUGGGAAGGAGUUGACGAUUAGGGAACAGACUGCUGGGUUGAUCAAAACGACGCAAGACAUCGCGACGCUGAUACGGGACCUUCAGGAGCUGUGGUUAUUCGGAGGGCUUGAUACUCUACAGAAUCCGGCGGACGAAGAGGCGCAGAGGAAGAAGGCAGAGGAGGUUUCGGGCAUAAUCGAGGUGUUGGCGCAGCAGAAACCUGUUACGAAAGUGAAAGGACAAGAGGAUGGGGCUGGGUUCACCUGA
Macroventuria anomochaeta is the source of this 405-nucleotide messenger RNA. RefSeq lists its product as uncharacterized. Gene Ontology annotation, cellular component: mediator complex. The annotation marks the transcript as partial. The record is from RefSeq and is a predicted model, not a curated record. NCBI's taxonomy places the organism in Eukaryota, Fungi, Ascomycota, Dothideomycetes, Pleosporales, Didymellaceae. Gene Ontology annotation, biological process: regulation of transcription by RNA polymerase II. The transcript is spliced from 2 exons. Gene Ontology annotation, molecular function: transcription coregulator activity.